UUUUCUAUGUGCGUUCUGUUUAAUUUUUUUUGUUGUGUUCGCUCGCAGCCCGGGAACUUUGCGAAAUUGUUAUCAAUGAGCUGCAGCUACAGAUGCUAAUGAUCAUCUGGCUAAUGAGGAUUGUGCCUACCUGUUAAUGUGCGCGUUAAUUGGCAGCAAAUGCAGUUAGCCAAAUAAAAAAAAAAAAAAAAACAAAACAAAACAACACAACGAAAUCAACGUAAAUCAGAAGAAGCAGAAGUGCGUGCGAAGUGGUUGAGCCGUUUGCAUUGCUGCUAGUGAAGGAGAGUGCAGAGCGGAAAGUCUCUCUUCUGACUUGAGUGCAAUGACAACUGAGUGAAUUGAGUGAAGGAAACAGCUCGUCGUUUUAAACUAGGACUCCUGCACGGAUCGUACAGCUAAAGAUGCGAUCUUGGCUUUAAGGUGCGAGCAGGCGAGCGCUGGACUGUGUGAAAGAGACAGCAAAUCGUGUGGAGAGCGAACUUUCGUGGAGGACAACGAGCCGCAAAUCAAAAGGGCAACCCAAAGCAAGGCAAAGCAAAGCAAAAAUCAGAUUUGCCGCUCGCUCUCUCUGGAGCAGAGAUGUGUCGAUCGAUGAUUGCGCUGCUGCUGCUCAGUUGCCUCGUAGCGUGUUGCAGCUGCAGCAGCAACAACAACUCGAGCCACAUGCUCGGCGUCUAUAUCGAAAGAGCGCCGGAGUCAGCGAUCGCGCCCAAGGGCGACGAAGUGGUGUUUGAGUGUGAGCUGAACCUGCAGCCGGAUCGCUUGGAGUGGCGCUUCCGGCCAAGCAGCAACGAGCCGUAUAGCUACCUGCGGCCAGCUGCCGGCUACAACGUGACCAGCAGCAACGAGGACCGCACCUGGAAGCUGCGCAUCUAUGUGAACGCCCAAACGCUGGGCGACUACCAGUGCGUCGCUUGGUAUGGACCCGGAGCAAUCGCCUCGACGCCCGCCCGGCUCACGCUUGUCUCCAUCUCCAUAGACAAUCCGAGCGUGAGCCGGCAUGCCGUGCGCUGGAGCGUGGCGCCCAAGAACUGUGUGCUGCUGCGCUGCGGCUCGGUCAACUCCAGUCCGCCGGCCAUUUGGAGCUUCUAUCGGAAUGGCGAGAAGCUGCCGCAGACGGAGCUGCUGCCAGGUGCCGCCGGCGCGCUGGUGCUCAACUCGGUCAGUGCCAAGGAUGCGGGCAACUACACCUGUGCGGCAACGAAUGCCAUUACAGGCGUCGAGCUGCGCCUGCCACAGGUGAUCGAUUUGCGUGUCGACUACACGGAUCGGACCCCGCCCUAUUUUCUGCUCCAGCAGCCGGCGACACAGGUAGCCGCUCGGCCAGGCGAGACCGUUGUCCUGGAAUGCCCGGGCGUGGGAUCGCCCCGGCCUGGCGCUGUCUGGAGCAGUCCCAACGUGCCCAACAUCUACCACAAUCGCAGUCGUGUGCUUGCCUACGGGCUGCAGAUCACGGACAUCCGGCCCGAGGACCAGGGCUCCUACGUGUGCCGCCUCGACAAUGGCAUUGCUCCCGUGCUCGUGCACAUGAUCAAGCUGAGUGUGCUCGAACGACCGCGCAUCUUGCACGGCCCCGACAAUACUCUAACUAACGAGGGCGAUCCCCUAAAGCUGGAGUGCGCGGCCUCCGGGCAUCCCCAGCCAGACAUCUAUUGGCUGAUCAACGGAAAGGAUGCCAGCGACGACAACGAAACCCUCGUCGAGCACGGAAGCCUGCUCAUCCAUCAUGUUCAGAAGCGUCAUGCGGGCAUCGUACAAUGCUUUGCGCGCAAUCAAAUAGGCGAGACGAGCGAGGGCAGCGUUUUGCGCGUGAAUCCGAUGCAGAUUAGCGGCGAUGAUCUGCCGCUUGGCGAGGUGCCCAUGCGAUCGGCCCACGAUUUGGCAAAUGGUGGCGGCUCCUACUCGUCCGCCUCCUCGUCCUCCUCAGCCUCCUCCCCGGGCGGAGGCUCACGCAACAAGAAGCGCAAAUACAUGAGAAUUGCGAAUAUGGUGCCGCCAUCGCGACCUAAUGUCACGCGACUGGCCGACGAUGCCGUCAUGCUACGCUGGAAUGUGCCCAAAAACGAUGGUCUUGCCAUACAGUUCUUCAAAGUCCAAUAUCGAAUGCUCGGCGACAACGCUCGGAAGAUCCCUCGCGAGAAUUGGCAGACAGCUAAUGAGAAUAUACCAUAUGGCAGACAGCAGCAGCGGGAGCGGGAUCGAGAUCGAGAUCGGGAUCGGGAUCGUCAACGGGAUCAUCAUGAACAGGACAUCAGGAAUUUCACGUCGUCCGUAACUCUCUUGCGUCCGGAUCGCUAUUAUCGCUUCCGCAUUAUAGCCGUCUACUCGAACAAUGACAACAAGGAGGGCAACACCUCAGCCAAGUUCUUCUUGCGGCGCGGCGCUGCCAAAUCGAAUCUGCCCGUGCCAGAACUUCGCGAAAUUGAAUCCUAUUCGGAAUCGGCCGUCCUGCUCCACUGGACACUCGCAUCGACGACAGCCGCCCAGCUGCAUAACAUUGAUGGCUAUUACGCCUACUAUCGUCCGGCUGCCUCUGCCUCCGAGUACCUCAAGGCGACUGUCGAUGGCGGCCAUGCAAGACGGUUCAAGAUCGACCAACUGGAACCGGGCACCGCCUACGAGUUCAAGCUGCAAACAUUCAAUGCGCACGCCGCCUCCGACUUCAGCGACAUCAAACAGGGACGCACGACAAAGUCUUCGAGCCAAACGCCGCCCGCCCUUGUGCCUGCUUCAAAUGGUAAAUCGUCGGAAGAUCAACAGAACUCCAUCUAUCCAGUCAUAGCUGGCGCCGCUGGUGGCGGCCUUCUAUUGGUCAUUGCCAUUGCCGUGGCCUGUCUGUGCUUGCGUCGUCGCAACAAUCCCCAGCCUGAGGACGAGAACAAGCCGCAAUUGGAUCACAUUCAAGCGGAUUUCGUUACAUCUGCCGUGCUGGGCGUGGCACCACAUCACAACCACAACCACAACCACAACCAUAGCCACAAGCCGGGCGACAUGCGACGUCUGAAUGGUGUCAUUCCGCGCAUGAACAUCACUUCGAAUCCGCUCGCUCAGGAUCCCGCAGCCGAUAAGGGGAAUGCAAUGGUUGCAGCUGCGGCCGCUGCUCUGCAUCAACCGGGCCUGCAUCAUGCGCAGCCCUAUCAUGCGCCCGGCACGCCCACCUUUCCACACAAGCGCCACGAGUUUCAGGCGCCGCCACCCGUGCCGCCGCACGCCACCUACUACCAACAACAGCAACAACAUCAGCAGCAGCAGCAGCAGCAGAUGGUUGCAAGCGGCGCCUCGCCCAUGUUGGACCAACAGCGACGCACGCUGGAUCGCAGCGUACGCAGCCUGCAACAACAACAGCAACAACAUCCCAGCUAUGGCCUCGAUGAUGGCCAGGCCACGCCCACGCGCCUAGCCUCGCUGCGUCGGCAGCGACGCGCCUCUGGCAGCCAACCACACAACAGCCACACAAAUCUCAAUAAUCAUCAUAACAACAACAACAACAGCAGCAGCAACAACAACAACAAUAACAACAAUAGUAACAACAACAACAACAACAACGUGCCGCCUCAUCUGCUGCACCACCAUGCGCACCACCACCCCCACAACGUUGGCAUACCCCAUGUGCCUGGCAGUCCGCGCGUCCAACGUUCGCCAAUGCCAGCGCGGGCUUUGAUCAAGCGAACGCGUCUGGGCAGUCACACGGACAACAUCUCGUCGGGCAGUCUCAACAGUAUUGAGGUCUAGACCUAAGCCCUCGCCCAACUCCCAAUCGCCCCUCGC
This is a messenger RNA of Drosophila hydei, 3771 nucleotides long. It is a transcript of the gene boi, whose product is annotated as interference hedgehog. Bases 583 to 3735 code for a protein of 1050 amino acids. Lineage: Eukaryota; Metazoa; Arthropoda; Insecta; Diptera; Drosophilidae. Gene Ontology annotation, biological process: axon guidance; cell-cell adhesion. Gene Ontology annotation, cellular component: plasma membrane; axon. The transcript has 9 exons. The record is from RefSeq and is a predicted model, not a curated record. Gene Ontology annotation, molecular function: protein binding.